This is a messenger RNA of Purpureocillium takamizusanense, 1764 nucleotides long. It is a transcript of the gene SSF1, whose product is annotated as rRNA-binding ribosome biosynthesis protein. Lineage: Eukaryota; Fungi; Ascomycota; Sordariomycetes; Hypocreales; Ophiocordycipitaceae. Gene Ontology annotation, biological process: ribosomal large subunit assembly; rRNA processing. Gene Ontology annotation, molecular function: rRNA binding. The record is from RefSeq and is a predicted model, not a curated record. The transcript has 2 exons. Bases 80 to 1468 code for a protein of 462 amino acids. Gene Ontology annotation, cellular component: preribosome, large subunit precursor.
GCCAGCUUCAAACCUCUGCUUCGUCGCCCAUCCCAACACUCCCGCAUCGACGACAGCAAUUGCCGUCGCUACCAACGCAAUGGCACGCAAACGCACAAAGAAGCGCACACAUGUCGGCGCCAACAACCCCGAGACGGCGUCGGCCGGCCACGCCACGGCGCGCGACCCCAAGAGCAUGGUGAUCCGUAUCGGCGCCGGCGAGGUCGGCUCCAGCAUCAGCCAGCUCGCCGCCGACGUCCGCCGCGUCAUGGAGCCCGGCACUGCCAGCAGGCUCAAGGAGCGCCGCGGCAACAAGCUCAAGGACUACGUUGUCAUGUGCGGCCCCCUCGGCGUCACCCAUCUGCUGCUCCUGUCGCGCUCCGAGAGCGGCAACACCAACCUGCGCCUUGCUCUCGCCCCGCGCGGCCCGACGAUGCACUUUCGCGUCGAACAGUACUCGCUGUGCAAGGACGUCCAAAAGGUCCAGAGGCACCCCCGCGGCGGCGGCAAGGAGUUUCUCACGCCCCCUCUGCUUGUCAUGAACAACUUCACCUCUCCCGAUGCCGAUGCCAAGUCCAAGGUUCCCAAACACCUCGAAUCCCUCGCCACCACCGCCUUCCGAUCCCUCUUCCCGCCCGUCAACCCCCAGGCCACGCCCCUCAAGUCGAUCCGUCGCGUCUUGCUGUUGAAUCGCGAAAAGUCGCCCGAGGAUGACGGCACUUUCAUCGUCAACUUCAGGCACUACGCCAUCACCACGCGAUCCGCGGGCGUCUCGAAACCUCUGCGUCGCAUCAAGAACGCCGAGAAGUUUCUCGCCACCAAGUCGAGCCGCCAGAGCAAAAUGCCCAAUUUAGGCAAGCUGGAGGACAUUGCCGACUACAUGAUUGGCGGCGAUGAGGGCGAGGGCUACAUCUCGGACGCGACGAGCGGCAGCGAGGUCGACACGGACGCCGAGGUGGAGGUGCUUGACAAUGCUCCCCGCCGGGUGCUGUCCACCAAGGCCAGGCUGGCGGCCGAGCAGAGCGGCGACGCCGGGCCCGACGAGGAGGAGGAGGAGGAGCAUGUGGAGCGUCGCGCCGUCAAAUUGGUCGAGCUGGGCCCGCGCAUGCGGCUACGGCUGACCAAGGUGGAGGAGGGCUUGUGCGCCGGCAAGAUCAUGUGGCACGAGUACGUGCACAAGAGCAAGGAGGAGAUCAAAGAGCUCGAGCGACGGUGGGAGAAACGGCGCCAGGAAAAGGAGGCCCGGCGCAAGGAGCAAAGAGCCAACGUGGAGAAGAAGAAGGCGGCCAAGGCGGCAAACAAGAAGAGCGGCGACACAGGGGGCGACGAGGACGACGAGGACGACGAUGAGGAAUAUUACAGCGACAUGGACGUUGAUGAAUUCGACAGCGAGGGCCUCGCCGGGGACGCCGAGUACCAGGUCAACGAAAAGGCCGAGCAGGACGGCGAGUGGGAAGACGAAGAGGCGGAAAUUGGCAAGGACAUUUAACGGGCUUCAUGUUGUAUCCACGGCGUUGGGAGGCUACUGCACAUAACGUUUUACCCAUGGGUUGUUCAUCGCUUCAAUUGAUAUCAUGGCUGACGAUGUUUGCGCGCAGCCGAGGGUUGACUAUUUACAAAGGUCUGGUACUUUUCACGCCUUACAGCUGGUCCAUGAGCUUCUCCGCGACGUAGUCAAUGUUGGUGCCAAAGUACUGGGGCACCGUCUGCAGGUACAGCACGCCGUCCUCGAUGACGCACUCGUUGUACGUCGACUUCAUGCUGCCCUCGUCGACGAUGCGGAAC